Trichoderma harzianum CBS 226.95 is the source of this 796-nucleotide messenger RNA. RefSeq lists its product as hypothetical. NCBI's taxonomy places the organism in Eukaryota, Fungi, Ascomycota, Sordariomycetes, Hypocreales, Hypocreaceae. The record is from RefSeq and is a predicted model, not a curated record. The transcript has 2 exons. Bases 274 to 642 code for a protein of 122 amino acids.
GGAAAGCAUGUGUAAUCUUUGGUGAGCUUUGCGGAUGUAUGCUUCGUCGGAUUUGUAAUUGGGCCGAUGUUGACGUCGGUUGCGUUGAUGUGACGAUUGAGUUGAGUUUCAGGGCAACAAAGCAUCUUGCAAAUCGUCUAUAUAAGGUGAUGGGAUCCCCUCUGGAGUCGAGAAUCAUUCACACAACAAACAUUCAAAACCAAUCAACACAAUCAACACACACACUUUCAACCACUUUUAGCUUACACACCUUUUACUUCCACAACCUUCAAAAUGCCUAUCGGACACGUUCUCCUCCACGUCGCAAAGGCCAACUUUGCUUCCACCGUUGAGUUCUACACCACCGUCCUCAAGUCUCUGGGACUUCAGAAGCUCCCCGGCUUCCCUGAGGGCAUGGUUGGCUUUGGAACUGCUGGACCCGAGUUUGUCCUUCUCUCUGGAGACAAGACCUCCAACGCCCACGUCGCUUUCGCUGCUGCCGAUUCCAAUGCCGUUGACGCUUUCCACACCGCCGCUCUCGCUGCCGGCGCCAAGGACAAUGGCGCUCCUGGAAUCCGAGCUGGAAUUCACCCCAAGUACUACGCUACUUUCAUCCACGACCCUAUUGGCAACAACAUCGAGGCCGGCACCCUGACUGCUUGAGGGCGACUCUGAGGCGGCGCAUUGAGUGAAAGGGCUACUGAAUGAAUUGGGAAAUCUACUUGGCUCAGAUGUGCCAGCCUCAAGCAUUGAAUUAGCUCGUACAUGAACAUAGCGAUGGGUAUUUAGAAAACUUGAAUGAAAAAAACUUUUGGCC